AUGGCUUCUGCCAUAACAAAGAGUGAAAUUGAUGAAAUAAAAAGCGCUAGAGUUGCAAGAAAUAUCUGUAAAAAAUAUAACAUCGAUUCAACCGGAACAAAAACUUUGCAGGAUUUUAAAGACCGAUUAGACUUAUUUCGAAGAGAUGCAACAAUUGAAAACUAUAAAAGUUCCUACUGCAAACGAAGGAUCCAAGCUGCUAUCACUAAAUUUGAGGAAAGCAAAUUACAAGUAAUCAACUUAUCGUUACAAGCAAAGGAGCUUAUAUUUCAAGAAUUACAACCGGAAAUUGUCGAUAUAGUCAAUGUCAUUGACGAACACUAUUUAGAGAAUAUUAAUAACCAGAUUGCGAAUUUUUACAAUAUGAAAUAUCCAAUUCUUGUUGCAGGAGAAGUAAGCGCUGGAAAAAGUAGUUUAAUUAACUUAAUCUUAGGAAAAUCGGUACUGCCAGUCGGCCAUUUGCAUACCACAAAGUGUAUAUGUCAAUUACAUUAUUCCAUAGACUCUUGCUUGAAACCGUUUAUUUGGAAUAAACGGGAUAAAAAGUUAGAACCGUUGCAGCCAAUACAUAUCGAUAAAGUUUCUGACCUGGUUAAAAAGAUUAAAAGUGCCCAAGACCUGAUAUCCAAGAAAAAGAUCUCCACCAAUGCAGCCGAAGAAGGUCACAGUUCACUUCAGCAAGAUGAAGACUAUACAGAUACCGAAGAAACGCCUGUGCUCUCUACCUCAGUAAAUGAUAUUACCGUAAAUUGUGAUCUUCCUGAUGUAGAACUGACAAGUGGAAAGAUUGAAGUUCAUUGGAGUUUUGACUUUCUGAAGGAUGGAAUCUUCUUAGUAGAUAGCCCAGGGAUAGGUGAAACAUCUUUAGCAACACAGCAGCUCGUAAAUUAUUUGCCUAAAGCCUGCUCGCUUGUUUACGUCAUCAAUCCCUCAAAUGCUGGGGGUAUACUAGAAGACCGACUUGUAAGACUCUUAAGAGUGGCUCAAAAUACAGGAAAUGGAAAUUUUAAGAGAUUCUCCCCAGAAUCAGCCAUUUUUAUCUGUAAUAAAUGGGAUCUUAUCUCCGAUACAAAUCGACCCAAGGUUGAAGAAAGUAUUAAGAAAAAUUUAAAACGACUUUGGCCAGGUUUUCACGAUUCUCAGCUCAUAUUAUUAUCGAGUCAAAUCACAGCAAAUCAUCUCAAAGCUGGAUAUAUAUCGGACGAUUUGAAAACAGUAUAUUCCCUUCUUUCUCAGCUACUGGAAGAUAGCUUGAAGAAGACAAUAGUAAAUUAUAGCUGUUGGUUGGACACUUUAUUGAAGGUUGUAGCCCAUAGAUACCGCUUGUUAGCGAAUUGCUCUCGCUUGGAUCAGAAAAACCGUAUCUCUUACUUGGACAGUCUAAUAAAUAACACCUCAUCUGCAAAGACUGUCGUAGAAAAUCAAGAUUUUCAUAUAGGCAUUGAAAAAAUUAUCGAUGAUAACACUGAACAAAUUACAACUUCUUUGCUUCAUUUUUUUAAUAGUAAUAAAUUUAAAUUUUCGAUGACGCAUUGGACAUUAGAUGACAUACCAAUUCGUGAAAAAGUUACUAAUAUCGAAGAUGUUAUUAGUAAACUAAUUGACGAUCGAUUUAUUCGCUUAUUAACUGUUUGGGAAGAUCAUAACAAUUUACUCAAACAAUUUUAUGUAAAAGUACGAAAAUCUCUAGAUUCGCGCUAUGAACAGGCUUUAAAGGAAUUAGAUGAUUUGGAAAAUAAGUUAGCAGUGGAUGUUUCCAUUUUAAAUAAUAUACAGGACCUAGAAAACGUUUCGUCACUUAUAGAAAACAGCUCAUACGCGGAUGGUAUUCCGUCUAAAGGAAAAGGAUUACGUCGAAGUCUACUUGCCGGUCUGGGAGUUGUUACUGGAACACUUAGUGGUAGUGCUGUAGGUGCUACUGUCGGCCUUACUAUUGCAGAUGGAGUUGGUGCUGCUGUUGUCGGAGGAGUAAUUGGUGGAGCAACAGCUGGUAUAGGAAUUAUUAUUACUAUCAUUGUUGCGGCUGCUGUGGUUACUGCAAUCUGGUCUGCAAGUAAAAUCAAUAGACAAACAAAAAGGAUUCUGCAUGUAUUAGAAAAAAUUUCACCUAAAAUUCUUUCGGAAUUGGCCCAAAAAAAUAAAGCGAGACAAGUUGCACUAAAUUAUACCAAUCCAGUUAAAGAAUCUAUCGAGAAUAUGCGAAGGCAGAUGAUUCGGCAAGUAGAGGCAAAUGAAACUCUCAUUAAUCAAGUUAAUCAAAAAGAUUAUUCUAUGGCAAGGGAUAUCGCCUUAGAUAAAAUUAGCAUUAUUAAUAAACUCAGGAAAAACAUUAAUGAUGUUCUCAAUAGUUACGACUGCGGAAUAUAA
This is a messenger RNA of Trichoplax adhaerens, 2367 nucleotides long. RefSeq lists its product as uncharacterized. NCBI's taxonomy places the organism in Eukaryota, Metazoa, Placozoa, Uniplacotomia, Trichoplacea, Trichoplacidae. The coding region runs from base 1 to 2367 and encodes 788 amino acids. The transcript is spliced from 6 exons. The record is from RefSeq and is a predicted model, not a curated record.